CUCUCCGUCUAUUUGUAUAAAUUGAUUUCAAAUCACUAAGCCGCGCUCAGUUGUUAUUGCGCUCAGUGGCUGGAAAGUACAUCAUGAGAUCGUAUAUUGUACUUGCUUUCAUAGUGGGCACUUUGUUGUUCGCCGCGACAAAUGCGCAGCAGAACUAUGAUGGAAGAAAUGGGCCCCAUCAAUUCGGAACACCUGGCAAUGGCAUUUACAUACGGGGUCAGAACGAAGGACCCUACACAGUGCCCGGAGUGGAUGGCAUCUUUCAAAACUCAAAUGGCCAACAUUCCUACACCGAUGAGCAGGGAAAUACCUACAUACAUUCCUCAACGGGAAAUGCCCACACACAUUCCCCAACGGGAACUGCCAAAAGUUUGGCCUCUUCACCUUUGAGCUUCAGCAUGGGUGGCGUCCUCAUUGUGCUUAUCAGUCUAAUGACCAUUUAAAGGCCGGCUCCAAGUGCAAAAAUUCGUCAGCGGGAAAUGCCCAUACACAUUCCUCAAUGGGAACUACCAAGAGUUUGGCCUCUUCACCCUAGAGCUUCAGCAUGGGUGGCGUCCUCAUUGUGCCUAUCAGCUUAAUAACCAUUUAACGGCCGGCUCCAAGUGCAAAAUUUUCAAUUAAUUAAUUUGACACAUUGUUUUCUAGUUCGCUCCCACGAAAAUUUUUCUUUUCAAUUGCUUACAUAAAAAGACUAUUUUUCUUUUAAAGUUUCUGCACAUUUAUUUAUUUGCUAUUUCUUUUGAUCACCUUUCUUUGCUUUAGAUUAUACACAAAUUAUUUGGCUAUUAAACAAGAAAUAAAAUAAUACAAA
Molecule: messenger RNA, 811 nt
Organism: Drosophila santomea
Lineage: Eukaryota; Metazoa; Arthropoda; Insecta; Diptera; Drosophilidae
Product: immune-induced peptides
Exons: 2
Coding region: 84-443 (119 amino acids)
Source: RefSeq, a predicted model, not a curated record